AUGCACCCUCCGCAGGCGCUGGGGAUUCCCACCCUGGACGGGGUAGAGGAGGCGACCGCGGACGGGGGCGCGGUGGAGACCGCGGCGCCGGUGGACGUGGAGGCGGCCGAGGAGGGACCAUGGAGCUUCCAUUCCGUCCAAGCGAGUCAAGAGGCGGUUCUUAUCGAGGAGACUCAAGAGGUCGUGGAGAUGCAUCUAGAGGUCGCGGAAGAGGCGAAUUCAGAGGCAGCGGCAGAGGGGACUCUGGAGGUAGAGGGGGUAGAGGCGGGGGCUUUAGAGGUGGUCGCGGCGACCAAGGGCCCAGGAUAUUCUCUUCAGCAGACUGAGGCCGCCAUAGCCAAGGCUCUGGUAGCAAAGCGACAGAAAACUGUCGGCCAGGCUCGUUACCCAGAGCGUCCAGGUUAUGGAACUCAGGGCUCUCCAGUGACACUCUACGCGAAUUACUUCGAGUUGAAGUCUGCGGGAAAGGAAUUGUUCCGUUACAAUGUCGAUAUCGUCGCCGAGUCAGCUAGAACUAAGCCUACUGGAAAGAAAGCCCGUCAAAUCAUCCGGCUCUUACUGGACGAGCAUUUCUUGCAAUACCAGAGCAGUAUUGCCACGGAUUACAAGUCCACCCUUGUCUCUAGGGUUGAGCUUCCCAGUCAAGGGCAGUACGACGUCCGUUACCGUGACGAGCACGAAGAUGACUACCCCGAGCGGCCUAGGGUCUACCGUGUCAACUGCCAGUUCACCGGUAGACUGAACCCUGGCGAUCUCCUUGACUAUUUGACUUCGGCGAAUGCCUCCGCCAUGUUCGAGUCCAAGGCGGAGAUCCUUCAGGCGUUGAACAUCGUCGUGGGCCAUCAUCCGAAGACGGACAGGGCCGUUGCAUCCGUCGGUGCAAAUAAGCACUUUGCAAUCCAUCCAGAUGCAGCAGAGAGAUACGACCUCGGCGCAGGCCUUGAAGUCUUGCGAGGCUUUUUCGUGAGCGUUCGCGCCGCAACUGCUCGUAUCUUGAUCAAUGUCCAGGUCAAAUACGCCGCCUGUUAUCAGGAAGGGCCGUUGGCAAAUGUGAUCAACGAGUACCAACGUGGUAACAGUCGAAAUAUUUACAAACUGGAGGCUUUCCUGAAGAAGCUGCGCAUUCAAGCAACCCAUAUCGUUAGGAAGAAUAAAAAGGGACAAGUGGUACCAAGAAUCAAGACCGUUGCCGGACUCGCAACUCGGGCUGAUGGCGCGUCGCUUCCUCAUCCCCCCAAAGUCGCAAGACAUGGGGCCGGCCCAAAAGACGUUCAGUUCUUCCUCGAUGCGCCUGGACAGAAGAGCGAGCCUGGGGACUCCAAGGGCAAGAACGGCAAGAAGCCUGCGAAAGCUGGCCCAGCGCCAGCCGGUCGGUACAUCAGCGUCUCGGAUUUCUUCUUGCAAGAGUACAACAAGACUCUGGAUCCCAACAUGCCGGUGGUCAAUGUUGGCACCAGGGACAACCCGUCCUACCUGCCUGUUGAAGUCUGUCUGGUAGAACCUGGACAGCCCGCAAAAUCCAAACUUACUCCAAUGCAAACGCGCAAUAUGCUGAGCUUCGCCGUCCGGGGUCCUGCUUCAAACGCAACUUCGAUUGUCUCCCAGGGCACCGCCGUCCUCGGCCUCAAAAAUCCCCUUAACCCCACCCUUGUCAAUUUUGGUAUGCAACCAGAUCUCCAGCUCAUCACUGUGGCCGGCCGCGUUCUCUCUGCGCCGCAGGUAUACUACAAAGACGCCAAGUCGAACCAGAGACACAUCGAUACCAUGGGUGGCAGCUGGAACAUGAAGGCAAUCAAGUUCUCCACACCUACAAAGCUGCCUUCUUGGACUUGGCUCUAUAUUGACAGCGAAAGGGGCAGGCCUCACUUUGAGAACCCGGGUCAACUGAACACUUCUCUUCAGGCCUUCACGGCCAAGCUGAACGAGAUUGGUGUCGCUGCCGCCGCUCCCAAGCCUGGAAUGAUGAUCAGGUUGACUGGAAAUGACCACGAAGGAGAGAUUGACAGAGCAGUGGGCGCCCUAAUGGGUCGCCAUAAUCCCACUCUCAUCCUCACAAUUCUCUACAACAGUGACGCAGAGGCUUACAACUGCAUCAAGCAGAUCUGUGACGUCCGCCGCGGCGUGCGCAAUAUCAACGUCCUCGCCGAGAAGCUGAGAGGCGCCAACGACCAGUACUACGCCAACGUUGGCCUCAAGUUCAACCUGAAGCUCGGCGGAGCCAACCAAACCCUCAGAGCGAGGGAACUGGGCCUCGUCGCCGAGGGCAAAACAAUGCUGGUCGGCAUCGACGUCACCCACCCGUCCCCUGGCUCCUCCGCCGAAGCCCCCAGCGUCGCCGGCAUGGUCGCCUCUGUCGAUGCAUCCCUAAGCCAAUGGCCCGCCGACAUCCGCAUCCAGACCUCCCGCCAGGAAAUGGUCUCCGACCUCGACGAGAUGCUCAAGGCCCGGCUGCAGCGCUGGGCGCGCGCCAACAAGAACGCCCUCCCAGAGAACAUCAUCGUCUACCGCGACGGCGUCUCCGAAGGCCAAUACGACGUCGUCAUCGAGCAAGAACUGCCUUUGCUGAAGAAAGCCUGCGCAGAGACCUACCCACCCGCAGACACCAAGAAGAACCUCCCUCGCAUCUCCAUCGUCAUCGUCGGCAAACGCCACCAUACACGCUUCUACCCCACCCGCGACGAGGACGCCGACCGCUCCGCCAACCCUAAGAACGGCACUGUCGUCGACCGCGGCGUCACAGAGGCCCGUAACUGGGACUUCUACCUCCAGGCUCACACCGCCAUCAAGGGCACCGCCCGCCCCGCCCACUACUUCACCGUCUGGGACGAGGUCUUCGCUCGCCAGAAACCCGUCGCCCCCUUCCAGAACGCCGCGGAUAUCCUCGAGGAUCUCACCCAUCGCCUGUGCUACCUGUUCGGCCGUGCCACCAAGGCUGUGAGUAUCUGUCCGCCUGCGUACUACGCCGACCUGGUCUGCACUCGAGCCCGCUGCUACCUGAGCAGGGUCUUUGAUCCGACGCCGGCGGCUACCCCGUCUGCAAGUGAGAUUGGGGGGAGCGGACGUGGUGGGCUUGUGAAGGGUAGUGAUGUUCAGAUCCAUGAGAACGUGCGUGAUACAAUGUUCUACAUCUGA
Molecule: messenger RNA, 3132 nt
Organism: Aspergillus lentulus
Lineage: Eukaryota; Fungi; Ascomycota; Eurotiomycetes; Eurotiales; Aspergillaceae
Product: putative RNA interference and gene silencing protein (Qde2)
Molecular function (GO): RNA binding; protein binding
Source: RefSeq, a predicted model, not a curated record